This is a messenger RNA of Volvox carteri f. nagariensis, 1860 nucleotides long. RefSeq lists its product as uncharacterized. The transcript has 10 exons. The record is from RefSeq and is a predicted model, not a curated record. The coding region runs from base 454 to 1860 and encodes 468 amino acids. NCBI's taxonomy places the organism in Eukaryota, Viridiplantae, Chlorophyta, Chlorophyceae, Chlamydomonadales, Volvocaceae.
CCCCAUCGUGCGGAAGGUACAGCAGUUCAUGAGCCCCAAGCAACAGCCGCACGUGGUGCAAAGUAUGAAUAAUUCUGCUUCUGAGAGACUCUUGUGAUAUGUACAAAGCACGCAGCAGAAAGGUGCUUGCGAAGUUGAUGAGGCAGCGAAAAGUUCAUCAUGCGCUGCAGUGCAGACGGCGGCCCCCGUGUAGACUAUGCCAGCAGGCCGAACCCAUACUGCGAAUAUCUCUCUAAAGGGGAGUCCGUAACUAUACAGGACGCGGCCCCCCCCACCUUUCGGACCCCACGAGGUCAUCCUGCACCAAUAAUGUAUCCUCAUCAGUUCUUUGGGUUACAGACCAAGCCAAGCGAUGCCAAGCCAGGUUUCUCAAAACUUCCGAGUUGCAGCGGUGCGGUCAAAACAAAACAUAUUUAUUUUUUCAGAUGAUGAUGAUGAUGAUGAUGAUCAUGCAUGCAGCGCCGUGUCCUGUUAGCAAACCUGCUGCUGCUGCUGGUCCCCAGGCCGCCGCAUCAAAGACCGCCGGCGCCAUCAAAGGUCAUCCUGCCGCAGCGGCUGCAUGGCCAGCCUAUCCGCCAAGCUGUUGUGGUGUUGUUGAAGUCCGAUAUAUCACAGAAUGACCUGAUCAAAAAAUUAUCAAAAGUCAAAGCCUUUCUUGUCUGCGCGUGGGAUAGCUACUGGGCAUCAUGCGGCCCUGUGGUCAUCGCUAAGCCUAAGGCUACCGUUGAUAGCAAGUCGACCGCAAAACGCGGUGACGAUGAGCCGGAGUGGGACGAUCGCAACGAUCGGCAGCGUCGCAGCGGGGGCCGCAGCCGCGGCGGUGGCUUUCAAUUUUCUAACCGGCGUGGCAUAUACCGUGUGCAAUACAACGACUAUGAGGCAGAGGUACGACAGGAUGAAGCUUGGAAGCUGCUGGUGCCGCUGGUGGGCGGUCUGGUGCUUUCUGCCGCCGUCAUAGGGCCCCUAAUCAUCGGCCUGGCGUUCACUGCCGUAGCGGUGGGCGCGGCUCUGUCCGCCGGGGCACUCUUCACGUCGCUCUUCCUGCCAUUUUUCGUACUCAUCGGCAUGGGUGCGCUGUUCUUUGGGGGCCUUACGUUCUCCGCAUUUGCUACCCUUGGUACGGCACUGCUGCUGCCCAAGCUGAUUGCGCUGAAUCACUGCUACACCACUUUAUCGCCCCUCACCAUCACCACCACCAUCAUCACCACCAUCAUCACCACCACUACCAUCACCAUCAUCAGCAGCAAUAACGACAACAACAGCACCGGCACCGCGCCCGGCAGACCUCCACCUCAAUCAUCGCCUCCCCCUCCUUUUCCCCAUUCUCCCCUCGUUCUCGACCUCGUACUCGUCCUCGUACUCGUUCGCGCGGACGCAGUGGUAGCAGGCGGUGUGGGUCUGGGCGCUAUGGCUGCGUCCUUGUUCCUCAAAUCGCCAUCAGCCAGGAAGGUUAAGGUUUCGGAGCGCCGUGGAGGGGAAGCGAGGACCGACGGCCGCACGAUUGAUGUGGUUCCAGAACCGGAAACGGAGGCCGACCCGGAGGUGGAGAGGGUUAAACAGGUCACGUUUCGUCUGGAGGCUGGCUGUGGCUCUCGAGUGAUGUGUAUGUACGAGGGCCUUACGAGUGAUGUGUAUGUACGAGGGCCUAGCCUAGAUCUUCAGUUUGUGUUGCACGGUGUUCGGUUGGAACUGUUGGGUGGCAGGCUGUUGGCUUGGAUGAUAGCUAACAGACCAACCGAGAGGAUUGAGAGCCGAUUGACUGAUGCUCUGAAAUGGGUUGUGUGGAAUGCUGCGGUGUCGUUAUUUGAUGGCUGUUGUUGCUGCCAAGGUCAGCUAGAUUGGUACGGUUUUAUUGUUUAA